AUGCGCUGUGGUAUUUUUGCCUACGUGAAUUACCUGGUCGAAAAGGACCGUCAGUAUAUCAUUGACGUGCUGGUGAAUGCACUGUCGCGUCUUGAGUACCGAGGAUAUGACAGUGCUGGACUCACUGUGGACGGCGACCGCGAGAAAGAGGUGUUGCUUUUCAAGCAAGUUGGAAAGGUGCAUGCGCUCCGUAAGCACAUUGCCGAGUCAUCGGUGGACAUGGACCGGACGUUUGUGUCACAUGCCGGUAUGGCUCACACACGUUGGGCCACUCACGGAUCACCAUCACCCCUCAACUGCCACCCUCAUAAGAGUGAUCCAAAGGGCGAAUUUACAGUCGUGCACAACGGCAUUAUCACGAACUUCCGUGAGCUGAAGCUUGUGCUCGAGAAGCGCGGUUACACGUUCGAGACAGACACGGACACAGAGGCUGUGGCUGUGUUGGUCAAGUACUUCUGGGACAGCUAUCCGGAGAAUCGCAAGCCUGACUUCCACACUGUAGUCCGCUGUGCCGUAAAAGAACUCGAGGGAGCUUUCUCGUUCGUGUUCAAGUCUGUUUACUUCCCCGGUGAAAUCGUCGUGGCUCGCCGUGGUUCGCCCUUGUUGAUUGGCGUGAAGACGGAGAAAAAGCUCAAGGUGGACUCUGUUGACGUGCAGUUGGGUAAUCAAGUUGAGGGUGACUAUGCGAAUGUGCCAAACUUGCACUCUGCACCGAACUUUGACCAGCCGGGUGCCCCACAGCCUGCAGCGCCCGGCAGCAUUGACAAAUUGAUCCGUUCCCAGUCGCGUGCGUUCCUGUCUGAAGACGGCAUGCCGCAGCCUAUCGAGUACUUUAUUGCGUCAGAUGCUUCGGCAGUGGUCGAACACACAAAGAGAGUGCUGUACCUCGAAGACGACGACAUUGCGCAUAUCGCAGAUGGCGAGCUGCACAUCCACCGCCUGCGCCGCAACGACGGUCUCUCAUCCACACGAUCUAUUGAGACUCUAGAAAUGGAGCUUGCUGAAAUCAUGAAGGGCCAGUUCGAUCACUUUAUGCAGAAAGAGAUCUACGAGCAGCCGGAGUCGGUGGUAAACACGAUGCGUGGUCGUGUGAACUUUGACACGCGCCAAGUUAGGCUCGGUGGUUUGGUUGCGUAUUUGAAUGUGAUCCGCCGCUGCCGUCGUAUUGUGUUUAUUGCAUGUGGUACGAGUUAUCACUCGUGCUUAGCGACACGGGCGAUCUUUGAAGAGCUGACGGAGAUCCCUGUAUCAGUCGAGCUGGCCUCAGACUUUCUCGACCGUAAGUCGCCGAUCUUCCGUGACGAUGUGUGUGUGUUUGUGUCACAAUCGGGAGAAACUGCCGAUACGAUCCUUGCGAUGCGAUACUGUUUAGGCCGUGGCGCUCUGUGUCUGGGUGUCGUAAACACGGUGGGAAGCACGAUCUCGCGCGAGACGCACUGUGGUGUCCACAUCAAUGCAGGCCCUGAGAUUGGCGUGGCGUCGACCAAGGCAUAUACGUCGCAAUACAUUGCGCUGAUCAUGAUGGCUGUGCAUCUCUCCGAAGACCGCCUUUCGAAAAUGGGCCGUCGUCACGAAAUUAUCGAUGGCUUGCAUGCGCUCCCGGAUCAAAUUCGGACAGUGCUGUCUUGCGACAAACAAUACCAGGAUCUCGCAUACAAUAUCCUUGUGAACGAGAAGUCGCUUCUUAUCAUGGGCCGUGGCUACCAACAUGCCACGUGUCUUGAAGGCGCACUCAAGAUCAAAGAAGUGUGCUAUAUGCAUUCGGAGGGUAUUCUCGCUGGUGAACUGAAGCAUGGUCCGCUAGCUCUCAUUGACGAAGCCAUGGCCGUGAUCCUCAUCAUGACCAAGGACUCUCUGUACCCGAAAGUGCAGACUGCCUUGAGCCAAGUCUCGGCACGGAAUGGCCGCCCGAUCAUCAUUUGUAACGAAGACGACAACAAUGUCCCCAAUGACGCGCGUGCUAUCCGCGUCCCGCUUUCUGUCGACUGCCUGCAAGGCCUCUUGACUGUCGUGCCAUUGCAACUUCUCUCCUACCACCUCGCUACAGCGAACGGCGUUGACGUGGACUUCCCCCGCAACCUCGCCAAGAGUGUUACGGUGGAGUAA
Malassezia globosa CBS 7966 is the source of this 2106-nucleotide messenger RNA. RefSeq lists its product as uncharacterized. Bases 1 to 2106 code for a protein of 701 amino acids. Gene Ontology annotation, molecular function: L-glutamine:D-fructose-6-phosphate transaminase (isomerizing) activity; carbohydrate derivative binding. The transcript has 3 exons. The record is from RefSeq and is a predicted model, not a curated record. Gene Ontology annotation, biological process: UDP-N-acetylglucosamine metabolic process; fructose 6-phosphate metabolic process; protein N-linked glycosylation. Lineage: Eukaryota; Fungi; Basidiomycota; Malasseziomycetes; Malasseziales; Malasseziaceae.